CUCUCUUCGUGGAAGCGCAUAGUCGAGUGACAUCGUCAAACCUUUCACCAUACUCUGAAACAUGGAAGAAUUAAGUAGUUGACGUUUCCUGAACCUUCUCUUUUUAAGCUUUCUUCCGUCUGAUCAUUGAGUUCCUAGUGAGCUGAUCGGUCCAGUUUUUUUUUGACGUUUUCUGAGCUUUCACUGUCUGACAAGAUGAAGUACAUUAUCGGAAUCGGCGGCGUAACCAACGGGGGAAAGACCACCCUCACCAACAGACUGAUCAAGAACCUCCCCAACUGUUGUGUGGUUCAUCAGGAUGACUUCUUCAAGCCACAAGAUCAGAUUGAAGUUGGUGAAGAUGGCUUUAAGCAGUAUGAUGUCAUCACUGCCCUGGACAUGGACGCCAUGAUGAGUACCAUCUACGCAUGGAUUGACAACCCUGUGAAGUUUGAACGGUCACAUGGCGUCAACAACAACUUGGAUACCGAGAUUCUCCAGGAGUCCGACCACAAGGAUGAGGAAACUCACAUCCUCAUUGUGGAAGGAUUUCUGCUUUACACCUACAGACCUUUGAUCGACGUACUGAACCAAUCUUAUUUCAUUUCAAUUCCAUACGAAGAAUGCAAAAAGAGGAGGUGCUCAAGGAACUACGCCGUACCAGACCCCCCCGGUCUGUUUGACCGUCACGUCUGGCCCAUGUACAUCAAGCACAAGAACAUCAUGGAGGCAUCAGGAGUUGAUGUUGUGCAGCUAGACGGAACUAAGUCAAAGGAACAGCUGUACAACGCUGUCUAUGGAGACGUGCUGAACAACAUCCAGACGUGUCAGUGAGCAACUAAGGUCGGCUAAGAGAAAGAACAUGUAUUCUGCCUGCGGGAUGAAAGGAGGAGUGCCUUGCCAUAACCGUUUCUACGUCCGGUAGCUAGCCUCUCUGUCAGCGCCGCACUACUGCCUCUGAUGCUUCCACCAUGACGUGACUAUUAGUGUAAAUUAUUACCUGGCGUUAUAUGCUGGCAUGGUUUUAUAUCAUCCAUAUUUAUUGCUUUGUUACUACGAGUCACAUAUAUGACAAUGGGUCAGUUGCGUGGAGGCUUGCGGCUCAAAGCACAACUCCAAUAAACAAUACUCCUGCUU
This is a messenger RNA of Esox lucius (northern pike), 1116 nucleotides long. RefSeq names its product muscle-specific beta 1 integrin binding protein 2 (gene mibp2). NCBI's taxonomy places the organism in Eukaryota, Metazoa, Chordata, Actinopteri, Esociformes, Esocidae. Gene Ontology annotation, cellular component: cytoplasm. The coding region runs from base 196 to 813 and encodes 205 amino acids. The transcript has 8 exons. The record is from RefSeq and is marked provisional.